Messenger RNA from Dioscorea cayenensis subsp. rotundata (Guinea yam), 495 nucleotides. RefSeq lists its product as uncharacterized. Bases 1 to 495 code for a protein of 164 amino acids. NCBI's taxonomy places the organism in Eukaryota, Viridiplantae, Streptophyta, Magnoliopsida, Dioscoreales, Dioscoreaceae. The record is from RefSeq and is a predicted model, not a curated record. The transcript has a single exon.
AUGGAGAAAUUCAACAAUGGAUUAAAGACUUACUGGAAACGAAGAGUAUAUGAGAGGCUGGAAGCACCGGCGGGGCGGCGAUGGUGGCGGAGAAGAGUGGAUCGGACGGAGCUGGGUGAAGAGCGGCGGAGAGGGAUCAGGAUCCGGAUCAAGGUAUGGCGGCGGCUGCGGAAGGUGACGCCGAGGAGGAUACUGGCGUGGAUCCGAGAUGGGUAUGCGAGGACGAUGCUAGGGUUGGAGAGGUCGGCGAUGAUCGGAGGCUAUAGGGCGGGGUUUGGGACGGCGACGGCGACGCCGAUGAGGAUAUUGACGUCGAUUAGGGAUGGGUAUGUGAGGAUGAUGCUGGGGUUGGAGAGGUCGGCGACGAUCGGAGGGAAUGGCGGAGGGUUUGGGAGCUCGACGACGGAGAAGGAGUACGAUGAGAGGGUUUUGGUGGAGAUAUAUAGGGCGUUGGAGAGUGGAGAGAUCUUGGCCGUUGGUAAUGGCGGUGAUUGA